This is a messenger RNA of Mercenaria mercenaria, 3563 nucleotides long. RefSeq lists its product as uncharacterized. Bases 255 to 1388 code for a protein of 377 amino acids. The record is from RefSeq and is a predicted model, not a curated record. The transcript has 10 exons. NCBI's taxonomy places the organism in Eukaryota, Metazoa, Mollusca, Bivalvia, Venerida, Veneridae. Gene Ontology annotation, biological process: apoptotic process; regulation of apoptotic process.
AUUAUUUUGAUCCUUAAUGUUGUUAUGUUUAAGCAAUAUACCAGAAGUUUUUUUAAUACAAAACUGUUCUUUAUAACAUGUAGAUAUAAUGGAACAGGUCUUGACGAGGAAAAGGAUCGCCUCCUGGCGACAUGAUUGGGUUAUAUCGACAUCUGUUUUUACAGAAUGCCGUUAUAAUCUAAGUAACUCUACAUCGCGGGACAACUUUGCAACAACAUUGCACUUGUGACACUGGGGCCGUAAUUUGUUCAGGCAUGGAAGAGGAAUCCAGAAAGGUUUUGAAGAUAUGCCAUGGACAGAGAAGAGUGGGCGUAGUUGCUUCAAACAUAGAGAUGCUGAAAGAAAAAUGUACAGAGAAGUUUGGUAUCACAAGUUUGAGGUUUGUGUUGCUGGAAGACGGCACUGAGGUUGACGAAGAAUACUUUCAAACUUUGCCACAAGAUACGUGUUUGAUGGCUUUGGAAGAAGGGAAAGAAUGGACAGCAGAGGAAGAGCCUAAGAACAUGAAGAAGAGGAACCUUGAUGAAAAUGAAAAUGAUACAAAUGUGAAAGUAUUAAAACUUAUGGAAACAUUAAGAGAUAAAGGGAGGAGAGGUGACAAGCCUUCAGCAUCUGGCAAACAAAAACAGAAGCUGCUUUCGGUAAAUGUAGGGUGGAUGCACUAUUCAUAUCGAGAACAAAAAUACAAGCUAAUUAAAGCUACUAGAGAGCAUCCCGCUUCUGGACCUAGAAUCACCAAAUUAGACCCAUCUCAGACAAUGUCAGCUCUGCUGGUACGCCUGAAGGAAAUCUUCUUCCCUGAAAAGCGGAGCCCACUUGGGCAUGAGAAAAAGUUCACAUUUUCAGUUGGAAACUUCAAAGGAGAGGCGUUAGACCCAGAAAUGACACUAGAAAGUUAUGCAAAUGACCUCUCCAAACCAAGCAUCUAUCUUCAAACAAAACAGGAAUCACUCCUGAUGAUUAACACAGACAGCAGUUCUGACUCUGAUUUUGAAUUACCAGCCUUUACGUUUCCCAAAACAGGAAAUCACCAGACAGCAAAUAUUCAAGAAGAUGAGAUACUUAAUUUGCAGGUUUUGGAAACACUUCCCAUGCCUUCUUCAUCCAGUUUACCAAACUUUGUGAGUGCUGAUACACCAAAUGGAGCUUCCCAAAAUAAUGCCAUUCCUACAGUGAUGCAAAGGGACACUGGUACACCAACAGUGACCCUCAGACUGCCAGCAGAAUCUUCCACAUGUCCUAUUUGUUAUGACAGAAAAAAGGAUACAGUGGUUAUUCCGUGUGGCCAUCCUUUGUGCCAUCCUUGUGCUGUCUACAUCAGUGAAAAUGACCAGAGAUGCCCAAUGUGCAGACAGACUGUAGACAAAAUAAGUUGUGUGACUGCUUAAAGACUAACUUUGUUCAUAGUUUAUCAGUUGUAGAUGACAGAGUCAUACUUUUAGUUGUUUGAACAGAUGUAGGCACGCCUUUCAGAAACAAUAUUAAAUUUUGAUUACAUAAUUUGGUAUGAUGCUUUAUUAUAAAGAGGAGGAGACUUGUAUAUUAAGUGGGUUUUCCUGUUCAGUUUUUCACAAAUUUAUGUUGUUAACUCAUUUUAAGAAUGUCACAUUUGUAUGUCAGUAUCCUCCGCGAGGAUCCAUCGGUUUUACCAAUAUAUGUAUCUUCUUGUUUUUAGAAUAUUGUAUGUACUAUGUUUUAAUGUUUUACUUCAUUUGAAGAUUAAUUGAAGAAAAUGUUAACUGCAUCUGAAGAUUGUUUUAAUAUUUUUUUAGCUCAUCUGUCACGUAGCUUGCACUUAACUUGUAUUGGCAUAAUUUGUCCUUUCUGAAAACUGGCCCGGCGUGAAAAUUGACCCCGCCCUUGGGGUCACUUGAUUUUAGAUAGAAUUCUACAGGAAAAUCUUCAAAAAGUUUUAAAAAAUAAACCAGAAGGCCUAGAGCUUAGAUAUUUUACAUGUAUUAUUGUCUAGUGAACCUCUACAAAAUUUGUUCAAAAUUAUGACGCCUAGCAUCAAGCUGAUCCCGCCCCAGGGGUCACUUGAUUUAUAUAGGAAUUUCUUUCCCCUAAAAGUACACCAGAGGACCUAGAGCUUAGAUACUUGACAUAUAUUAGUGCCUUGUAGACUUUUACAAAACUUGUUUAUAUCAUGACCACACAUGAACUUUUAUCUUUGUUGAACUUUUAUCAUGACCUACUGACAUACUUUUCUUUUUUUUACCUACAACCUUCAAAUUUGGACCACAUGUACAUUUUUGCAUACUAAAUUGAACUUUGACCUUUGUUGACCUUGAAUCUUAUCGAAUGACCCACUUUUCAUUUUGCCUCCUGAAGUUACAUGUAGAGGGCAAAUAUGCUAUUAAACCAAAUUCACAGCCCAUUGUUUUCUUUUGAAGACAGAGUUAUGAGACAGGUGAGCGAUUUAGGGCCAUUAUGGCCCUCUUGUUUUAAUUACCUUUCUGAUUUCAUUUAUACUCUGAUUGCAAUGUGGUGGGUGAAUAACCUCCAUUUUAAUUUUGAUCCUUUGCGUACAUUUUCUUUAAUGUUACUUUUGACAUUUUUAUUUCAUUGUUUCUGUUUAAAGUUUUGCUUUACUGCUUCUAAAUGAGACAUAAUAAUAUGUAUGUCCGUUGUAAUCACAAGUUUGAGUAAAUGAUUACAAGUCUAUGUUAUAGACCUCUUGAUUUUAUCGUUAUAUCUUAUGAUAUGUUUAAACUUCACUAUACCAAUGAACCUAUACUAACAGAAAAUAAAAACAAACCAUUUUGAGUUUUGUGUUGGUUUAUCACAGAAUAACAGUUUUAUGACGUGUAACAUGUAUAGUAUGCUUCAUCUGUAUGUUUUGCUAAACUUUCAGUUUUGCUUGAAAAUGCUCAUUUAUACAAGAAUUACAAAUUGUGGAAACAAGUUAAUAUUGUGGUUCUGGUAACCUGACCUCCCCUAUUUAUUUGCCCCAACCCUAAAUCAUUUUAUGGCAUUUUGCUGAAUAAUAUCAUCUAAUAAAAGUUUUGAGUUCUUAAGCCUAAAUAAAAUAUUUUUUAAAAAUAAAAUGUUUUUAUGCCCCGAAGGUGGGCAUAUUAAAAUCGCACUGUCCGUCUGUCCAGGCAAACAGAGUGUUUAUGAGCUUCAGUCGUGUCUGGAGCAUAACUCUAAAUGUAUUGAAGCUACUUUGUUAUAACUUCACACAAUGAUAGAGCUUUUUGAGGGAAAGUGCAAUGACAAAGAACUAUAACUCUGCAUGGUCCUAUUUUGGAAUUAUCUCCCAUUGUGUAAAACUCUUCUGCAGAGCAUUAUCAUAAAACUAUUAAAGCUACUAUGUUUGUAACUUCACACAUUGAUAGAGCUUGUUGAGGGAAGUGCAGUGCUGAAGAACUAUAACUCUAGACGAUUCCAUUGUUGAAUUAUCUUUCUUUUAUGUUAGAAUUUUGUCUGGAUCAUAACUUGAAAAGUAUUGAAGUUACAAUGUUGUAUCUUAACAUAAUGAUGAUAUAGCUUGUUGAGAGGAACUGAAAUUGCAAAAAAAGUAUAACUCUGUAUGAUUUUGCAUUAAAUUAUCUCCCUCCAUG